Molecule: messenger RNA, 1302 nt
Organism: Dovyalis caffra
Lineage: Eukaryota; Viridiplantae; Streptophyta; Magnoliopsida; Malpighiales; Salicaceae
Source: the annotation of a GenBank genome assembly
AUGUCUCCUUCUCCUACACGACAAAGGUCAUCUGUUAUUUCACGAAAGAGAUCUCCAGCUCCUUCUCUUCGUCGGUCUCCUUCACCUUACGGAUCAAGCUCUCAAUCUCCUGACCAGUAUAGGUCCCUCUCUCCAGUGAGAUCUCCGAAGGUACAAAGGAGAUCACCCAUUCAGGCUCCUGGAGAAAGAGUUAGAUCACAACCAAAAUUGUCUCCUGUUCUGUGUCGGUCCUCCAGUUCAUUAAGGUCACCACAAAGAGAUCAAAAGGAUCGGAAAGAUUUACGCAAUAGAUUGCCAGCUUUAUCUCCACCAGAUGGGUCUCCACUCCGGUCAGAAUCUCCACCAGUUGCAAGAAAGAUUAGUGCCAGCAAAGAUGGAAGGUCGCCUAGUCCAUAUGAGAGUCCUGUCAGGCAGAGAAAAGAGCGAAUUACACGUGAUGGUAGCUUAAGUCCUCAGAAACAAAGAGGGAGGAAACCUCUUAAGGAUAGUCCGGCAACUAGCAAUGAUCAUGAAGAAACCGGCCAUACUCGGGAGGGUGGGGACUAUAAUUCUAGAUCAUCACGGAAGCCACCUAUGCAUCCAUCGAACAUUGAUAAGCAGAAAGGUUCUCCUCUGAAGGUUCCCUACAAGGAUGACCAAUCUCCUGAAAGAUUAGCAAGUCGUCGGACCAGUGGUCCCCGAAACUAUCCAGAUAACAUGGAUUCGAGGAAGAAAGAACAGGAUAUAAAGAUUGGGAAGUCUUCUGGGAGAGGCAUCAAUCAUGAAACUAUUGAUGCACAAAAGUCUCCGACUUUGUACAAGGAUGAGAAAGACCGUUCACGCUUAAACAAUGUUAGGGAUAGUGAUAAACACCACAAAUUAGAAACUGCGCCAGUUACAGCUGAAAAGGUCCAUCGUAAUGGCAGUGGUGCAUUGGAUUUUGGUUCUGAGGAAAGUGAGAAGCACAGAGCAGAAAAGAGGGAAAAGUCAAAGCAUAAAAGGUCGCAUCGGCAUGAAGUGGCUUCGGAUGACGAUGGCAGCUAUGGCUCUGAAAUUGAAGAGAGGAAAGAGGCUAAAAGGAGGAGGAAGGAAGAAAAGAAAUUGCGAAAGGAGGAGAAGCGUCGACGACGUGAGGAACGACACCGGAGGAGGGAGGAACGGCGUGCAGAGAAGCUGAAAUUGAAGGAUCGCAAUGAUGCUAGUUCUUCUGAUGAUGAACAUGUUGGGAGGGGGAGUCUCAUCCAACAUUGCCACCCACAGGUGUGUUAUGAGUUGGACCUUAUCUCUCAUGCUAGAUAUGCACUUGUAGGUCCUAAGCCUUAA